GCUCGGAAGCGCCGAUCUAGCAUCUUCGAAUGAAAUUUUGUAUGUACAGAGUAUAGUGAUCUCCAACGUAGAGAUCUUCGGCACAUAUUUAAAAAUUUAAAUUAUUUAAAGUGACCACAAAACAGCACUCGAUUUAGUGUACGCUUGUUAAAGAAUGUCUGGUGAUGUGCAACCAAGAAAACGGAAGGAAAAACGACGCAAAAAAGAUGAUGAAGAUACUGGUACUCCACCGCCUAUUUUGAUCAGUCCGACUGACACUUCUGUCGAAAAUAUCUCUAUUCAUAUUUAUAAAGAAAGUAGCACAGGCGGGCAUUGGUGUGCACGAAUUAUAUUUUUUACUUUACUGGCUGUUCUUGUUGGAUUAAUUGGUAUAAUAAUAUUCGAACAUAGAGGGACUACAGAUGUCGACACACCAAUUACAUCAUCACGGUGGGCAAGUAUAUUUGAAGGCUGGGUAGAUGAUUUGCCAUCCAAUCAUGAUGUAACGCAUGAAGAAAUAGAAGAAAGUAAAGAAGUGUCAGAAGAAGAGGAAGAAAAGGAAGACCAUGAUGAAGAAGAAUCGACAGAAAUCGAAGAGCAAGAAGAUACAGAAGAAGAAGAAAAAAAAGAACCAGAAGAGGAUGAAGGGAUUGGCGAAGAAGUAGAAGAGGAAGAGGAGGGGAAGGAAGAAGUAGAAGAAGAAGAAGAAAGUCAAGAAGGGGAAAUAGAAGAAGAAGAAGAAGAAGAAGAAGAAGAAGAAGAAGAAGAAGAAGAAGAAGAAGAAGAAGAAGAAGAAGAAGAACAAGAAGAAGAAGCAAAUGAGGAUGAAAAUGAAGACGAAGGUAUUGAUGAAGACAAUGAAGAAGAAGAAGGAGAAGAAGAAAAUAAAGCACAAGAAGAAUAUGAUGAUACUGGUACAUUGGAAGAAACUGAUGAGACGAAUGAAUAUGAAGAUAAAAUAAACGAAAGAAAUGAUAACUUUGAUGUGGAACUUGAAGCUAGUAUGGAGAUUGAUAAUUCUGCAGAAGAGAAGGAUAAUGAUAUAUCUGAGGAAUUCGCAGAUAUACCUGGCAUUCAUGAAAUUGAUGAUAAUAGUGCUGAACCCUUAGAAGAGAUAGAAAGUGAAGAACGUGAAGAAGAUGUAGAUGAUGUAGAUAGUGAACAUGAAGCAGAAGAAGAAGAAGAAAUUGAAGAAGAAUCUACUAGUGUGGCUGUGAAGUUUGGAGUCGGUGUUGCACUUGUUGUUGCUGCGCAUUUUGUUCUCGUUAGACGAUGGAACAAUGUUAAUACUUCCCGUUCUUCGCAUGAUAUAAUUGACAUACCUGAUUUAUCAAGACGCAAUACAAUAGUUCCACCGCCUCAUAUUAAACAAGUAAUUAAAUCAGUUGAAAACGUCGACAAUAAAAAACCUAUAGAAGCACAAGUGAAAAAUUAUGAAGAUUUGAGAUUUAAAUAUAUGGAUCUACAAGAAGAAAAUAUUUCUCUAAUCGAUGUAAACAAUUUAACUUCAAAAGAUAAAGCACCAGAAGUAAACGAAAAAUGGUCAAUUCAAAGUACAGCUAAAGCAGAAAUCGAUACUAAUCAGGACCAAUUUAAAAUAAUAUCAUCUAAAGAAGAAGAAAAUUAUGAAUUAGAAACAUCUGAAAGCGAACAUGUUUUGGGAAUGGUAGAGUAUGAUGAAGAGCAAAUGGAAGAAAAUAAUGAUGAUGAAGAAGGAGAAGAAGGAGAAGGAGAAGAGGAAGAGGAAGAGGAAGAGGAAGAAGAUGAGGAAAUCGAAAAUGUUGAUGAUUCAGAAUUAAUAGCUAAACUUGAGGCAAAAUAUGGAAAAUUACCCACUGUACAGGACAGUGAAGCUGAAGAAGAAGAUGAAGAGCAGGAGGAAGAGGAAGAAGUAGAGGAAGAAGAGGAGGAGGAGGAGGAGGAGGAGGAAGAGGAGGAAGAGGAGAAAGAAAAGAAAAAAAAGGUGUUAAAGCACUAAAGGACUUGCAUGUGGAAUCUAAAGCAAAAGCAUCCAUUCAACAAAAAAGAAUGAAAAUUAAUCAAGCGAAUAGUGAUCAACUUGAGAAUGAAGAAAAAGCUCGUGACUUUAAUAUAUGAAAUAUGGAUGAUAAGUGUUGCCUAUGAAGAAAAUAAUUCCACAGAAUCCCAGAGUGACAGUAAGCUUCAUAAUUAAAAUAAUGUUUAUCUUAUAAGAUAAUUU
Messenger RNA from Camponotus floridanus (Florida carpenter ant), 2179 nucleotides. Its product is annotated as glutamic acid-rich protein. Gene Ontology annotation, molecular function: peptidyl-aspartic acid 3-dioxygenase activity. Gene Ontology annotation, cellular component: endoplasmic reticulum. The transcript has 9 exons. The coding region runs from base 155 to 1957 and encodes 600 amino acids. Gene Ontology annotation, biological process: peptidyl-aspartic acid hydroxylation. Lineage: Eukaryota; Metazoa; Arthropoda; Insecta; Hymenoptera; Formicidae. The record is from RefSeq and is a predicted model, not a curated record.